UGUCGUUCUGACGACACUUUUAGUCGACGACACUAGUAGUCUGCUAUUUAUGAUCUCAACCCUAAAUUAUCAUGUACAAUUGAACAAAUCAGUGACAUUUCCUCGGUUCAAAAAGAGUUUAUCGAGCAUGAAAUUUCAUGGCCGAUUUUAAUUGUUUGCGUUAAUCCGGGCUUUAAGAGUCUCAGUGCGUGCAAAUAAGCUCCCUUUAAAAGUGUCGGAAGACGGCUCGUGAAUUUGACCUAAAAUUUCUGGGAUGAGUUCAAUUUUUUACCGCUGAGCCGGGGCAGAAAGAGCCUCGUCAUCAGUGAAGUCGUGUGACAGUGAUAAGGCUACGAGAGUGAUAACGGUGCGGUGUGUCUGUGAUAAGUGAUAAGGGGAGAAUGAGAGUGUCGUGAAAUUCCGAGGAUUAUGAUGAGGAUCACCAAGACGCCGCUGGUGCCUUUGAAGCCGACCCUCAAGAAAAUCCCCGACGAGGACCCUUUGAGGCUCUACAUCGACCGCUUCCAGAAGUGGGCCGACGCCACUGAGUACCAGUUGUUUUACCGAAAUGGGACACGAGUUUGGGUCCCUCAUCCAGAUUUCGUGUGGGAAAGUGCCCUGGUUGUCGCAGAUUACAAGGAAAAGGUCCUCGAGGUCUCUCUAGAAAAUAGCAAAGAGCUAAAAAAUAUACCAAUAUCAUCUGAUGCAGACCUUCCUCCAUUGUGCAAUCCUGAUAUUCUAAUCGGACAAAAUGAUCUCACCUCUUUAUCCUAUCUACAUGAACCAGCUGUGCUGUAUAAUCUCCAAGUCCGAUUUGUCGACAAAUGUGCUAUUUAUACUUAUUGUGGAAUUGUUUUGGUGGCAAUCAACCCUUAUUCUGAAUUACCUAUUUACGGCAGUGAUACAAUAUGGGCUUAUCGGGGCCAAGCAAUGGGAGAUCUGGAACCACACAUAUUUGCAGUUGCAGAAGAAGCGUAUACAAAAAUGGAAAGAGAGAAACAGGACCAAAGUAUCAUCGUGUCUGGAGAGUCUGGGGCUGGCAAGACAGUGUCUGCAAAAUAUGCCAUGCGAUAUUUUGCUACUGUUGGAGGCUCUACAACUGAAACCCAAAUAGAGAAGAAAGUCCUAGCUUCAAGUCCCAUCAUGGAGGCUAUUGGUAACGCCAAGACCAUCCGCAAUGAUAAUAGUUCAAGGUUUGGCAAAUUUAUAGAACUUCAAUUUAGCAAAAAUUACAACAUAAAUGGUGCAAGUAUGCGAACGUAUCUCCUAGAAAAGUCAAGAGUAGUUUUUCAAGCCGCAGAAGAACGAAAUUAUCAUAUAUUUUAUCAACUUUGCGCUUCAAGAAGUAGAUAUCCUCAUCUUAAAUUAGAUCAAGCCAAACAGUUCAUGUACUUAAAUCAAGAAGAUAGCAUAGCAGGAAUAGACGAUGAAGUUUGUUUCAACGACACUUUAUCCGCCUUCACGACGCUUGGCUUCUCGGAAGCCGACAUCAACGACAUGUUGAAGAUAUUAGCUAGUAUUCUACACUUAGGCAACAUCUCAAUUUUGCAAGGCUCCCACGUUGGUGACCGAGGGGAUGCAGACUCAAGUUACAUUUCUGAAAAGGAUUUUCAUCUAAAAACGCUCACAGAAUUAUUAGAUUUAGAUAUUCAAGAAUUAAUGAAAUGGUUAUGUCAUAGAAGAAUAAUUAGCAUGAGAGAAACCUUCGACAAAGAUAUGAAUAUGAAUGAGGCAAUGGGAGCAAGAGAUGCCCUAGCGAAACACAUCUAUGCUCAGUUAUUUGCGUGGAUAGUCAGUCAAAUUAAUCGAUCCCUGGAAUCAAGCGACGCUAAGUACAAAUUUAUUGGUGUGUUAGAUAUUUAUGGAUUUGAAACUUUUGAAACAAAUAGUUUUGAACAAUUCUGUAUUAAUUAUGCCAACGAAAAACUACAGCAGCAGUUCAAUCAGCAUGUCUUCAAAUUAGAGCAAGAAGAAUAUUUAAAGGAGGAAAUAGAAUGGAAGUUCAUAGAUUUUUACGAUAAUCAGCCAUGCAUUGAUCUCAUCGAAAUCAAACUCGGAAUUUUGGAUCUCUUGGAUGAAGAGUGCCGGAUGCCAAAAGGAACAGACGCCUCAUGGGCGGACAAAUUGUAUAACAAAUGUGAGAAGUGGCAACAUUUUUCAAAGCCAAGAUUCGGCACCAAAACAUUCAGUAUAAAGCAUUUUGCGGAUCUUGUAGAGUACGAUACUGCUGGAUUCUUAGAAAAGAAUAAGGAUACUGUGAUUGAAGAACAGGUGAAUGUUUUAAGGAGUAGCCGGAAUCAAUUAUUGCGACAUUUAUUUGUCGAGUCCGAAAAGAAACUGGCUCCCCAGUAUGCUGCAACGAUUGGCCACAGUGGUCGAACCAAAGUAGCAGUAUUACCUCAAAAAUCACCCUCCGCAACUCUAGGGUCCUCUGCUAAACAGCAUAAAAAAACGGUUGGCUCACAAUUUCGAGAUUCCUUGAAUGCUUUAAUGGUCACUCUGAACGCAACCACUCCACAUUACAUUCGUUGUAUCAAACCUAACGACUUCAAACAGCCUUUUGAGUAUAAUCCAGUGCGAGCCGUUCAACAGCUCCGUGCAUGUGGUGUCUUGGAAACCAUUAGAAUCAGUGCGGCAGGAUUCCCAUCAAGAUGGACUUAUUUUGACUUUAUGAAGCGUUACAGAGUUUUAUGCAGCGCAAAAGAUAUUGAUAGGAAUGAUAUGAAGAAAACUUGCGAAAGAACUCUGCAGAAGUGUAUCAAGAAUCAGGAAAAGUACAAAUUUGGAAAAUCGAAAAUAUUUUUCCGCGCCGGUCAAGUUGCGUACUUGGAGAAGCUACGUGCGGAUAAGCUUAAGCACUGUUGUAUUAUAAUCCAAAAAACUGUUCGAGGGUAUCUAGCCAAGAGAAGAUACCAGAGAAUCAAGAGUAGCACUCUGACAAUACAAAGAGUUGUCAGAGGUUUCUUAGCCAGAAGGCGUGUACAUCGAAUACGUCAAUUAAAAUCAGCCAUCAUCAUUCAAAAACGAGUGCGUGGCUGGCUCCAACGAACAAAAUACCUCAGGUUACGAAGAACCGCCUUCGGCCUUCAAAGAUAUGGAAGAGGCUUAUUGGCACGCAGGAAGUUCCUAGAAUUGAAAUACAACAAAGCGGCUCUCGUAAUUCAAAAACGAGUGCGAGGUUGGCUGGCCAAGAAAAAAUACAAGGAGGACCUUCAAAAAAUUGUCAUCUGCCAGUCUGCUAUCAGGAGGUUCCUAGCUCGCCGAAGGUACAAGAAGCUGAAACGAGAAGCCAGAUCUGUCGAACACAUCAAAAAAUUGAACAAAGGAUUAGAGAACAAAAUUAUAUCAAUGCAGCAGCGCAUUGGAGAACUUACAAAAGAAAACACUUCUUUGAAAACUGCAUCACAAGAAAAGAAUGAAAUGCUAGUCAAGUUAGAUUCACUUAAAGGGGCCGACUCUGAGUUGAAGAAACUAAAAAACGUCCUGAACGAAAAAGAAAUUGAACUUUCAGCCAUAAGAGCGGAACUGAGCAGAGAAAAGAGCGAGAAAAUGGACUUGCUCAAUGAUUACGAACGCGACAAAACAAAGCUUCUGAAUGACACGAACAAAUUGCGGAGCGAAAAUGAACAGCUGAAGGAGAAAUUAAGCAUCGUCAUGGAUGAGAUGACUGAGAGCAAAGUUAAUUUAGAAGAAAUAAUUAGGACAAGAAUUGAGCAUGAACGUCAAAUCCUCAUCCGAGAGCAGGAUCAAGACAGAGAAGCGUACCAGAAGCUUCUGUCGGAGAAAAAUAUGCUUGAAUCGCGGCUGGAAGCCUUGGAGAAGGAGGGGAACAAAACUGGGAACCUUGACUCUUUCUCAUCGCACAAUCGAUCUCUCUCCGAUGCCAGUACAGUGUCAGUCUGUGAUCCUGAAAGUAGUGCCAGUAAUAUGAGCGACCACUCGGAAGAGAAAACUGAUUUGCAGCUAGUCUUGAAAUUGCAGCAGAAGGUCAAAUCAUUAGAAGCAGAAAGAGCGAAGCUUCACAAACGAAUUGAAGAGUCUGAAAACUUAUCUAGUCCUGAAUCUCGAGCCAGUUACAAAGAUGCCAUUAAGGCUGCAGAUCUAGAAAUAGAGAAUGAGAAAUUAAAGGCAGAUUUAACCCAGUUGCGGCAGUGUAUUGCUGAAAAUUGUGAUUCGGCAAACAUCGGUGAGAUUGCUGUUCAAGAACUGCUGAGUCAGUUCAGUUCUUUACAAUCGGAACUGACUCGUAAACGGGACGAGUGUCUGCAACUCCGCGGAGUUUUACUGAACAACACCGAGAGUAUUAAAAGUGUCGCCACUUCUAAUUAUUCUACAAAGAGAGAUGUUGAUAUCAUCAAUGAAGAUGGAGAAUUGGCAAUUGCAUUCGAAGCUCAGAAAAAGAUCAACAGGCAACUUGAGAGAGAAAUUGAAUCUGAAAAAGCAAAAUGGAGUCAGAAGUACGAAGAUUUAGUUCAAGAGACAAAGAAACUCAGAGAAGAGAACGAACGGCAGCAGAAACUCCUCUCUGUCAAUUUGAACAAAACUCCGCAGUCACAGACGGAAUCGAUCAUGCAGCACGAAAUCACCCGCCUCACAUCGGAGAACCUCGACUUGCAAGAGAAAGUCGACCACUUGCAAGAAGAAAUACGCCGCUUGAAAAGACAGCUCAGCCGUGUAGGAAACCCGCCUGAAGAUGAGCCUGCAGUUAAUGGCAAUAACGUCAAAGUGGAAAACGGCGAGCAUGGAAAUAAUUUGCCGCUGAUCAGGAAAAAGGAGCGAAACUAUCUCGGGAUGAUCGAAUACCAGAAAGGAGAUGAAGACGUCAUUAUGAGACAUUUGAUAAUAGAAUUAAAACCCAAAGUUGCUGUCACACUGCUUCCGGGGCUGCCUGCGUAUAUAUUGUUCAUGUGCAUCCGGCACACUGAUUACAUUAAUGAUGACGAAAAAGUGCGUGCUCUGCUAACAGCAUUCAUUAAUCAAGUGAAGAAGGUAAUCAAGAGGCAAGCGAACAAGCAACGACAGCAAGACAACCACUCAAAUCACUCGUUUGAAGUAACAAUUCUUUGGCUCUCCAACACGCUCCGACUUCUUAACAACCUGAAACAGUACAGCGGUGACAAAGCAUUCCAAGAACACAACACCAAAACUCAGAACGCUCAAUGUUUGCUAAACUUUGACCUCUCCGAGUACAGACAAGUUUUGAGCGAUAUAGCUGUCUGGAUCUAUCAGUCUGUGAUUAAUUACAUGGAAGAGAAAAUUCAGCAAUUAGCAAUCACAGCUGUCCUUGAGUACGAGUCAAUUAUGAGCCAACCGACUCGUUCCAAGUCCACAAGCUCUGCGGAUUCAUCGCCAACGUUAAGUCCUCCGAGUGCGUUGCAAGAACAGCUCAGCACAUACCAUGCAAUUCUAUGCGCUCAUGGAGUCGAUUCUUUCGUAAUCAAUCAAGCGUUCAAGCAGCUAUUCUACUUUAUUUGUGCAAGUUGUAUGAAUACUCUUCUAUUACGCAAAGACCUCUGUAAUUGGGCAAAAGGAAUGCAAAUUCGUUUCAAUAUUUCACACUUAGAGCAGUGGUGCCGUGAUCAAAAAUUAUUGGAUAGCAGCGAAAUUCUUGAUACUUUGUUACCAAUAGUCCAAGCUGCGCAGUUAUUACAAGCUAGAAAAACCAAAGAUGAUGUCGAAAGUAUUUGCGAGAUGUGCAGCAAAAUGACACCAAACCAGAUAAUCAAACUAUUGAACUUGUACACGCCUGCAGACGAAUUUGAAGGGAAGAUCUCUGUUCAGUUCAUACGCUCUGUUCAAGAAAUAUUAAGCCAACGACCCAAAGAUGCUGGACAGCCCCUUCUGUUGAUGGACACGAAGCACAAUUUCCCUGUACGGUUUCCUUUCUCCCCAUCCACAAUUCGACUGGAACACAUCGAAAUACCCGAGUGCUUAAACCUCUCAAUGCUGAAGAAAGUCUAAAGAUUUCAGACCUCCAUUUAAACAUGAAGUGUUCAUUCUCCGUUCUUUGAGCGUGUCUCAACCUCAGAUUUUGUUACCAUAUUUAUUCUUAAGUGUAAGUUCUUUUCCUCUAAUCAUUCCUAAAAUUUAUCUUGUAAAUAUGCAUAAAAAGAAAAAUAGCUGAAUCAACAUCGCUAAGUUUUCUACUCGGUCAACUCUUUAGUGUUGUCCUCCGUAAGAAUCAAAGUCUUUACCGUAACUGUCCAAUGGCUAACCAAAGAAGAUUUUUGUAGAAUUUAUUAGGGGCCUAAAACUAAGAAAUUAAAUUUCGAAGGUAACAGGCCAUUCAAAUGAUCAAAAUGGUUCUGAAAUGACCGGUGCAAUCGCAUCAAAAACUUAGUACCUACAUACUGUAUAGUUCUAAUUGUAAUUGUAAUUUAUCACUAAAAAUCCAGUUAUUGUUUCUUUCUUUUUCUAAAUCCAAAAGUUGUAAUGUUUUCAUUUUUCCUUUUAAUUCAUCUUCAUUCUCACCACAUUCUAUUUGUUACAAUCUUAUUUUAAUUUUUUUAUUAUUUCAUCUAUUGUUGUUGUCUAUUCUGACCAAUUUUUUCUCAGAGGACAAACAAUAUUCCUUUCUGCUCUGAAAAAUUGUUGUCUCUUCAAUAUAGAUACAUUGUCUGAAAAUUAAUAGGUAGAGGAAUUUAAGAGUUUUUAAGAAUUACAAGACUUUAUACUUACUUGUAAUGAUAUUCCAUGCUUAUAAACCUCUGUAACAUUAUAUUUUCCAAAGUUAUACAUUUUUACUUGUGAUGAGGAGAUGCUUUUAUUACUGAAAACUUCCCAUCCUUGUAUUUUUAAAAUAUUUUCAGUCACUUUUAAAAGCAAAAAAGUUACUCUCAGUCAGCGCAGGUUCUCUUAAAAAAUGGUGGCUUAUAAUUAAAAACCUGCUUCAAGGGACACAAAAAUUUUUAAAUUUCGGGUGGUCCGAUAGUUUUUCCUUGUUUUGUUUUGUUUUUUAUUUUUGAAAGAAUUCGAAGAAAUUGCCACGCUAUUAAUCUGUACACAUUUUGUGGCUUUGCGUCUCUUCUUUUAUCUAGUCCACCAAGAACAUAUAAUAUUAACUUCCCAGUCUUAUCCUCAUUAAUUCGUAUCUUCCUCCAACUCCCUCAUCAAUGACUUGUAUAUUCUCAAUUAUAUGAGACCAAUUCUCAAGUUAAUUUAAUUAUUAAAGCUGCCAUAACUUAUUGAGUAACCAAUUUAAAAUUUAAUUUCUCUUUUGGCUUUUUCAAUCAAAUUUGCCCUUUCAAAUUAUUGCGGCUCUGUUUGGAGACUUUCGUAUUUGCAUAAUAUCUGGAAUGAAAACGUGGAACAUUUCAGUUAUGUUGAUUUUCGCUGUUCUCCAGAACCAACAUCCUUUGUUUCCAGUUUGUUCAAUGCUGUUUUUUUGCUUUGCAAACGGAAGCUGGAAUGAUAAAUUGUAACUUUGUUGACAGUGCUUAAUAACUUAAAAUUGAGCAGCCGUUAUAGAUGAGGAUGAAGCCAAUCUUUUUGGCUUCCUCUUGCAACUUAACAAAAUUGAACAAGAAUAUCUCACUAACGCUCAACAUUAGAAAAAGCUAAACUUAUCGUUUUUUAACCUUCGAAGUAUCAUCCUCUGAUAUAACUAUCUCCAGUUUCCUUUCCUGUCAUCCGGUAUAACAAGAAAAAAGAAGAUUAUCGUAACCAUUAUUUUUCCUCCCAAGAAAGUUUCUUCUCCCUUUUUGUAAUUAUCUUUCGUUAUCCAAGAAUUGGCUCUUUUCUGUGUAUUUAUCUUUACUGUCUGUUAAUUUGUUCAUUUUAUUUGUGAUCAUUCUUUGAAAAAUCAAAUUGAAGACUUAAGCAUGUUUUAGUCUUCAUAUUAUGAUUGGUGGUAGCUUAAAAAUUCUCAUGUAAAAAAUUUAGUAACUGAACGUUCCAUCAUGAAAUUGUUGUGCAUUUAUUAUGUUAUUUUGGUUUUCAUUACAUCCAUUUUGAGGAAAUUUCAAAGUUUGCAUUGAGAAAUUUGUUCAGUAUUGAAGCAACGUUUCUCUAUUAUUUCUGUGAUUUUCUUAUCCCCCCCCCUGAUCCAAGUAAGAAUUCCUACUUUUAUUUUGAUCAUGAAGGGAUUAGGAGAAUUGUAUAAUUUCUUUUAUAUAUCAUAACAUUGGCUGUAAAAAGUUGUAUUUUACAUCUAAACUAUUUUAUUAAGUUUUUAUUAAUGAUUUUUUGUUUUACCUGAGUUAGUUUUGUUAGAUUUGUCACUGUUUUUGUAAACAGUGUAAUCAAUUUUUAGAAUACUCACAAUUUACUUCCCUAGGAAAAUAUUCCAUCGAUAGUAAUUCUGAUAAUUAUAUUUUUAUCUAUUUACAAGUUAUCUCACUAAUCAAACUAUUGUAUUAUGUUUUUUAAACAUCUGUUUACGAGAAUAGUAGAUGUAAACGAUGUUAUGAAAUUAAUUUUCCGACAAAUAUUCUGCUAUGCAGAAUGGUAAUUUAUAACCAGAGUUUAUUAUAUCAAUAAAGUGCAGGGACUAUAUAGCUGCCAAUUCGAAAUCAUGGCUCCGAAACUUCUAGAAAUUUUCAAAUAAUGAAAUAAUUUAGAGAAAUUUAUAGAACAUAAUUAGAAUUAAGUUGAAAAACACUUAAAGAUCAACCUUCCAACUCCUCCAAAUUCCUCUGGAAUAAAUCAAGAAAGUCCCUCCAUGAGGCACAAAAUAGGUGGAAAAUUGCUCACAAGUGCAAAAUUCCUUUCUGUUCGUUGCUGUUCUAUGUGAAUAAAACGAAAAUUUUCGUAUCUUAUAAAGAUUUUUUUGGAUGUCGGUAGUGCAAAUUAUUUUUUUUUGCAUAGUUAAUUUUCACGCUUAAAUCAAUUUCAUCAGAUUGGUCAAGAAUUGGAGUAUUUUGUGGUUAUUUCCACUGAAAAUAUCACAGACUGUUUGCCAACUCUGUCGAGAUGUUGUUAGAUUUCAUAGCUGCUGUUAUUUUUAUCACCAUAGCCGAUUAUAUUUUCUUGUCAGAGUAUAUUUCCGUUGAAGCCGCAAUGUAGCUACUGUUAAGAGAUCAAUGUACUUAUCAAAUUGUUGUUGUAUUAAACAAAUUUAUGAAUGUUAUAGAAUUGGAGUAAGCAUCUAAUAGCCUUUUAAAUAGUAAGGGUCAGAUUCUGAAGGAAAUCGGUACUUUCUGCUACUUUAGCAUCUUUAUUUCAAAUAAUUUGAAUGCCUGUUUGUAUCCUCAUGUUUAGAUUAUCUUAUUAACCUCUCCACAUGAGCACAUUACGGCAGAAAUCUAUUUAAUCUAGUGAAUAACACAGUUCUUAGAUGGUAGAUUCGGAUUUGUUAGAUAAUGGGCAAGGAUGGAAUGUCGCGUUUCGCAUAGUGCCAAACUCGAGAACCCAAAUUUUGUCAGGAUUUAAAGUAAACUGAGAUAUAGAUCUAUUAAAAAUGAGUUUUUUUUGUUUCCUUCUGCAAAAAAGUCAAUUUUGGGGGACCCCCCCCCCUCUCCCAGUAACAAUUGUAAAAUAUUUCAGGGAAUCAAAACAUAUUUAAAGAUCUGUAAAGAGUGUUUUUCUGUUGCUAAGUCAAUCUUAAGAGAAACCCAAGUUUGGUUAUCCUCGAAUCCAGAUACUCAACUGUUUACCCGCAUUUAAUGAAGAACCCUUUGUAAUUGCUGUUGAACUGUUCAAGCUAUCGUUUCAUUCAUUUAUUUUUUCAUCCAAUUAUUUUCAGGUGCAUACAAUCAUAAAUAAUUAAUUAGGGCCUUGCUUUUGACGGCACUUGUGCUUUCCAUGUGAUACUAUUAUUUUUGAUUUGAAUAUCGUGUUGUUGAACAACUCGAAGAAGCAUUUUAAUUCUGUUGAGAGUUUCCUCACUUGUUGCCAGUUUUGUUUGAAUCUCUUUUGUUUUACACUCGAGAAGUGAGUGAAACGCGAUUUUCUCCAGCAGCCCGACCACAGACUUCUCACUUCUAUUGACCUUGAUGGAAUGGAAUGAAUCAUUCUGAUGUGAGAAGUUUGUGGCCGGGCUGCAGUAUAGGUUGUUUUUCUUUCCCAACUAUUUAUGCAAUUGGAAAGCAGAUUGUAGUUGGAAUCUGUCGGCAUGACAAACUUGAAAUUUGCUGUAUUGUUUGUGAUUUACUCGGGGAAGCUGAAAAGUAAUCUCUCCUCAUAUGUUCCGCCUUCUCAGGCCUGGAAAUUUGGUGCCAUUUUAUUGCGGUGUGGACUUAUAUUGGGCUGUGAAAUCAAAAGUUAGAAUGAAACAUCAAGAUCACAUUACCUACAAUCAUCAACAAUUAUAGGUUGAGUUAUUUAUUUUCUUUGCUCGUUCUUGCCCUCGCUGUUGUUUACUCUUCUUUCUUUUAUGUCUCAUUAAGAAACUAAACCCUCCUGGGAAAGUUAUUUCUUUGUCACAGGACUCAACUCUACUUAUCUCCCAAGCUCCAAUCUGUGGGCUGAUUAUGAAAAUUGAUAGACAAAGCGAUGGACAAAGGGGACAAAAUUGAGCGAUCCUAUCAGUUGAAAUGAGUGGUUGUCAUAGACUAAGCAGAAAAAUAUUGACCUAACUAUAGAGUCUCUCUUGAGUUGCCAUUAGUUAGUCUAUUAUGUAGCUCAUCGUCCAUUGCAAUCACCCUCUUCAACUGAUAGUAUCGCUUCAUUUUCCCUUUGACCUAUUUGUCUAUAACUUUGUCCAUCAAUUUCAACAAUCUGCCUGCUGUAAUUAUGUGAUUCAGAUGCUCAAUUGUUGCCAAGUCGAACUGUAAUAUCGAGAUUAUCAGGAACAACUGUACUUAAUUCAAAUGCCACCAAUGGUCCAAGAACUUCAAACUUUUUGUGGAUAUUACACUUAGAUUAAUGUAUCCGUAAGAAUCCGGAGUUCUGAAGACUUGUCAAGGGCCGUCUCUUUCUCAUCAUUCACUUAUUCUGAGUAAUCUAAGUACAGAAGAUAAUGCAAAGCAAAUGAAAUAAUUAAUUUUCCUUUGUAAACCUUGACGUUUUUUGUUUCUCAUUAUUCUCCUUCUGGGAAAAAUAUGAAGGAAAGAGAUAUUGCCUUCCAACUUCCCCUCAUAUUUUAUGAGCUGUGAAAUUAUAUUUUCUACUAAUAGGUACUUCAUCGUAUUUUGUUGCCGUAUUUAUAGUUUAUUAAUUUUUGUUCAUCAUUCCAAAAGAAGAAAAAAAAUAUUUUGAAACUCAAAUAAUAAACUCACAAUGUAGCAAUGAGA
Messenger RNA from Bemisia tabaci, 11150 nucleotides. RefSeq names its product dilute class unconventional myosin (gene didum). NCBI's taxonomy places the organism in Eukaryota, Metazoa, Arthropoda, Insecta, Hemiptera, Aleyrodidae. The record is from RefSeq and is a predicted model, not a curated record. Gene Ontology annotation, cellular component: membrane; cytoplasm; myosin complex. Gene Ontology annotation, molecular function: ATP binding; actin filament binding; microfilament motor activity. Gene Ontology annotation, biological process: actin filament organization.